UGUUUUGGCUGCAUUUACAGGACAAUUUGCGAAAGCUCUUACAUAUCAAACGGUCAUCCGCUGUCACCUUUUGUUUGACAGUCAACUGUGUAUUUUGAUAGAAUUCAGAUCAGCUUUGGCUGCUUUGUCAUCCACGUCAGUUCUACAGGAGCCAUAGAACAGAUAACGACAUAUCUUGCAAUUUAUCGAAUAACUCUGGUCACCACGGCUGUGGUGUUUCCCGUGAUAGCGACCAGUUUGCCGAGAUAUGGUCUCCUUAUCGCAGCUCCAAUUGCUCAGUAGGGCAUUAUCGCAAUUAUCGGUUCAAUGGAGUGCAAAGCUUCCCAGUCGCGGUGUCCAUUGUCUCAGUACACUUUGCAACAAACAGUCGCCUGGGUGCGAUAUGAAAGACACCACGGUCACGCUGACCCGACUACGGGAGCUGCUGAAGAAACCACCAGGAUACGACCUCAGCCUAUCCGCCUACAUUAUUCCGUCCGAUGAUGCUCACCAGAGCGAAUAUAUUUCUGCGCAUGAUGAACGUCGCGCUUUUAUAUCAGGAUUUGAUGGAUCAGCUGGAACUGCUCUAGUUACAACAGACAAUGCCCUUUUGUGGACAGAUGGGCGGUAUUAUCAACAAGCACAAAAGCAAUUGGAUAAAAACUGGACUCUUAUGAAAGAUGGCCUACCUGACACUCCAACAAUUGGAAACUGGCUGAUCAAAAAUUUGCCUCCAGGUAGUCGUAUUGGAUUUGAUCCCCGUUUAAUUUCACAUCGUGUUUGGAAACCGACGCAUAAAAGUUUGACGGGACAUGACUGCGAGUUCGUUCCAAUCGACACCGACUUAGUUGACUUAGUUUGGGACAACCAACCCCGCGCACCAGUCAAACCAGUUAUAACCCUACCUACUUCUAUCACUGGCAAAACCAUAAAAGAUAAAGUCACCGAAAUUCGAAAGGAGAUGGCUGAAAAGGAAACUGAGGCCUUGGUCGUUAGUGCCUUAGAUGAAGUUGCUUGGCUCAUGAAUGCACGCGGAUCUGACAUUGAUUACAACCCCGUAUUCUUGGCAUAUCUAAUUAUAACCAAGAAUGAAAUCUAUCUCUUCAUUGACCAAGAGAAACUGCCAUCAAACUUCAACGACCACUUAGAGGCAAAUGAAGUUAAAGUCAAUAUUGCUGGUUAUAACGAGAUAUCAACGGUGCUUAAAAAAAUUGUAUUGGAGGGUAAAGAACGAAUUUGGAUUGCUCCUACGUCAAGUUACUAUCUUACGUCGAUGGUUCCCAAACGGAAAAUUCACCUAGAAAUUACUCCAAUCGCGGUCAUGAAGGCAUUAAAGAACGCUAUCGAAGCAGAAGGAAUGGUAAACUCACACAUUCGUGAUGGUGUGGCUUUAUGCAAAUAUUUUGCUUGGUUGGAGAAAGCUUUAAACGAUGGGGAGGAAGUUGACGAAAUUUCAGGAGCUACGAAACUGGAAAUGUUUCGAUCCCAGCAAGAACAUUACAUGGGUUUGAGCUUUACCACAAUCAGUGCAUCGGGACCAAAUGGAUCAGUUAUUCAUUAUCAUCCUAUGCCAGAGACAAACAGGAAAAUCACUCGUAACGAGGUCUAUUUGUGCGAUUCUGGCGGCCAGUACAAAGAUGGAACAACUGAUGUUACCAGGACCAUUCACUUUGGCGAACCAACUGAGUUUCAGAAAAUAUCUUAUACACGCGUGCUGAUGGGACAAUUGACUCUGGGAGCAACCAUUUUUCCAAAGAAGGUCAAAGGUCAAGUAUUGGACACUCUAGCAAGAAAAGCUUUAUGGGAUUAUGGACUCGACUAUGGACACGGAACUGGCCAUGGAAUUGGACAUUUCCUUAAUGUCCACGAAGGUCCGAUGGGCAUCGGAAUCAGACCUUAUCCCGAUGACCCUGGUUUACAAGAGAACAUGUUCAUUUCCAAUGAACCGGGAUACUACCAAGUUGGCGAAUUCGGAAUACGUAUUGAAGACAUUGUACAAGUAGUUCCUGCUGAGACAGCAUCGCACGAUUUCUCGGGCCGUGGAGCACUUACUUUCAAAACAAUUACGAUGUGCCCGAAACAAACGAAAAUGGUAAAGAAAGAGCUUAUGAGUGCAGAACAGGUUAAGCUGCUAAAUGAUUAUAAUGAGCUUGUUUGGGAAACUCUGAGUCCUAUUCUAAAGAAGGAAAACGACACCCUCACUUUACAGUGGCUCGAACGUGAAUGCAAGGCUAUCUAAAUCGAAGACUACUUCUGAAAAAUCGUGUCAUUAGGAAGAAAUAUUAAGUCUGUUGAUAUUUUUUAUAAAUACACUUUGUUUAUUUUGCAACUCAA
Hermetia illucens (black soldier fly) is the source of this 2313-nucleotide messenger RNA. It is a transcript of the gene ApepP, whose product is annotated as xaa-Pro aminopeptidase ApepP. NCBI's taxonomy places the organism in Eukaryota, Metazoa, Arthropoda, Insecta, Diptera, Stratiomyidae. Bases 248 to 2218 code for a protein of 656 amino acids. The record is from RefSeq and is a predicted model, not a curated record. The transcript has 13 exons. Gene Ontology annotation, molecular function: metalloaminopeptidase activity.